Messenger RNA from Pieris rapae (cabbage white), 2844 nucleotides. RefSeq lists its product as uncharacterized. The record is from RefSeq and is a predicted model, not a curated record. Lineage: Eukaryota; Metazoa; Arthropoda; Insecta; Lepidoptera; Pieridae. The coding region runs from base 426 to 2057 and encodes 543 amino acids. The transcript is spliced from 6 exons.
GCCUUAACAGUGUACGGACCGCGCUCGCGUUAUCAGUUGCUAUCGGCUAACGAAAAUUGUUUACGAUAUCGUAUUGCUUUAAUUAGCAAAAAAUAUUACAAGAGUGCUUACGUAUGAAAUUUUGCAUUCGGUCAACUGUGAAGUUGGUGUUUUUGUCGUGUCAAUAGUGCAGUGACUGCAUGUUAAAUAGGGUGCAGUAACAAUUACCAAGUGAAGUGCGUAACGUGUUGUGUUGAAUUCGCGAUAUCCUCGUGAGCAGAGUGACUGAUGGAAAAUUGUUUUGUUGUGCGUCAAAGAGGGCGAAAUGCUGGCCCUCGUUGUUGCGACUAACGAACGUGGAUACCGACAAAACGGCAGAAACAACGCUCCUUGCCCCACAGACGGGCGGUGCGGACAGCGCAAGCGGCGGGUCUGGCGGCUCGGGCAUGGAGUGCAUGCAGUUGCGCUCACCGCCUGGACCCUUCCACUACCUCAUCUCGGAGCAAGUUAAAUCUCUGGUCGCACUACAGGAACUCCAGAAUGAGGUCGGCGCUCUACUUGAAUUCCGCGACCUCGUCAUCGAGACGUUUCCCAACUUACGCUCGAAAAUGGCGCCUUCUACGCCGGCCAGUGGCACCCGGCGAGAUUGGGAGCCUGGCGUCCGCGUACGACGCAAACUUGCGGCUGGCAGCAGCGAUUCAACCCGCGCCAAACCCCAACCGUCCGUGCAGGAUUCCGGCUUCAGCACCGAGACCUCUUGUAGCAAAGACGCCCAUUCGUCAGCUUCAGCGCCAUCCGCAUCGCGUUCUCGCCCCGUCGAAGACGAAUUAUGGGCGCUGCUUGACGUCAUCCAACGCAAGGGAUCCCGGCUGCGAGAUGAGGCGGAAUUACUUAGAGGGGAACUCGAUGAGAGACAGUCGGAUACGGCGGAAGAGUCGUUUGCCCGUCACUUGUCACAUGGAUGUGCGGAUGCUGAUGUUGUGAGACUCAGGAGUGAGAGAGAUGCACUGUUGGCUCGCGCCGCUCAGCUCGAAGCAUUAGCGGCGACCAGUCCUCCUCCGGCACUCAGCACACCGUUAGGAAGACUCGACACUACGUUAGAGACUCCACAUAGACCUCCUAGAGUCUCUAACACGGACAAAAAGAAGUUCACGGCGAUUCUCCAAGAGAGUAAUCCUGUCGAACUGAGAAGACAACUACUAUGCUCUAUCGUACAGAAUCAGGUGUACAGUGAUCAGCUAAAGCGAGCGGCCGAACAGCGUUCGAUGCUAUUGGAAAAGCUCGAAAGGGCGACUGAGCAGAACGAAGAUUUGAAAUUUAGGCUGGAAGAGAAAAGUGUAGAGCUGGACAGCGUAAAAUCUAAACUUCAGAAGAAUAGUAGCGAGAGUCUAGAACGUCGCGAUCACAAUAGCAUGCGCGACAUGGAGCCUCUGAACAUGCCCGAUGAGGCCAAAAUAUCUGAGACGCCGCGCCGCAAGCCUAGCAAGAUCCCCCUCCACACUGCUCACAAGGGGGCAGCGCCGCGGCCCCCCCUGCCCCCGGGCCCCCCGCGGCCAUCCUCGGCCCACAGCAGCCGAUCGGCGAGAUCGACCACCUCAGCCCGCAGCCGGACCUCAAGGGACACAUCGACGGUCAGCCGAAAGGAACACAAGUCCGCCGUUCCCGUCCGACGCGCGCCGGACAACAAGAAGCAAGAUGUGCAUGUGGAAGUGAGUAGCGAGGCCGACCGCUAUCGUGAUUCUAUUGACGCAAAGCGGAUCGAAGCUGGCACCCAAUUGGUGGCCGAAUAUCUAGCCAGAACCGAUCGCUUGGCGCCUCUAUUCCCCAAAUUACACACGGUAAGAACACGGCCGCUGCCAGAAAACCUUCUACAAGAUUGCCGAAUCGCCUACGAAACCCCACAGAACUUAGCACUAGAGCUAUCGAAGAGCAUCCUAUACGAUAAUUCAGAUUCGAUCGACCUGAAGACUCUGAAUAUCAAUUCCGACGCGUCACUCUGGGACGGCAAACCUCAACAGUACUUUGAAAGUAUGAAUGAGAAUUUAAGGGAAUUCGAUGAUGAUUCACUCGCUUCCUAAGUGAGUCUAAAGUUAAUAAUCUGUGCAGUCAUAGAUUGUAAUCUGUGGAAUUUCGCCCAUAGAUAUUAAAAUGUUUAUGGUUUUUAAAUGUUUCGAAUAUUGAUUGUGGGCGCGUGAGUGUAAGACAAAAAUGCUAUAAUUGAACUGAUUGUAUUGCAUUUGCUUGUUUUUUUAUGAAUUUUCAGCAUGUUUGUACAAAAAUUUCGAAUUUUUCUGUAUGAUUUUUUUUAAUGCGUUGGUGAAUUCUCUGUAUAUAGUAAUAUCUGUGAUAAUUUCACAUUAUUGGUUUUUUUGAAUGUGUAUGGAAUUAAUUUAAAUUUAAUUAAUUAAAAUUUAUUGUUUAUUUGCCGAUGUUAAUAGGUGUAAGGUAAAUUGUUGAAUUACCAAUAUGAGAUAAUUUUGGCAAUAUAAGCAGUCAUUCCUAAGCCUUUGGCUAGACUGUAGAGUAUGUUUGAACGAGGAAGGCUGUGAAAUAGCGUAAAUGCUAUCACUAUUAGAGGUCGAAUAAAUUAUAAGUGUAUUCGUAAGCUGUCACAUAAGAAAAAAAUCUGUACGCCUGUAAAAACAGCUAAAUUCAUAAAUUAAGUAUAAUUAAAUGUUGUAGACAAUUUGAUUGAAUUGUUCGUCAUAUUAUGAAAAUUUAUUUAACAUCUACAGCUAUGAAACAGCUUACAGAAUAUCGGUGACACGGUAGCUUCGUUAUCUAGCUUAACGUCCAAACGUCCAUGAGUCCUUAGCGACUUUUUAUUUGGCUAUUUAAAGGCUAUUUCUUUUUCUUUUAAAAAUA